This is a messenger RNA of Eublepharis macularius, 982 nucleotides long. Its product is annotated as olfactory receptor 1L4-like. The record is from RefSeq and is a predicted model, not a curated record. Gene Ontology annotation, cellular component: membrane. Gene Ontology annotation, biological process: G protein-coupled receptor signaling pathway. The coding region runs from base 41 to 982 and encodes 313 amino acids. Gene Ontology annotation, molecular function: olfactory receptor activity; G protein-coupled receptor activity. The transcript has 2 exons. Lineage: Eukaryota; Metazoa; Chordata; Lepidosauria; Squamata; Eublepharidae.
UGAUAUAGGCUGCAAUCCUACCCACACCUACCUCUGGAACAUGGAGCAAGGGAAUCGAUCUUCUGUUCCUGAAUUCAUCCUGCAGGGACUCUUCAACCAACCAGGAUAUGAAGACAUCAUCUUCUCCAUUCUCCUCUUCAUGUAUCUGUUGAGUCUCCUGGGCAACCUGCUGAUCGUUCUUCUGAUCCAUUGCGAUGCCCAUCUCCUCCGCACGCCCAUGUAUUUCUUCCUCAGCCACCUCUCUCUGGCCGAUGUGGGUUUUGCAUCCUCCAUUGUCCCCGUAACGCUACGCAACCUGGUUUCCCAGGACAAGAUAAUCUCCUAUGGCGGCUGCUUGUCCCAGAUGUACUUCUUUUUGGCUUUUGGCAACACUGACAAUUUUCUUCUUGCCGCCAUGGCCUAUGACCGCUACUUGGCUAUCUGCCGUCCACUGCGCUACGCAGCUUUGAUGAACAGAAAGCGUUGCCUCUGGAUGGUCACUGGAUGUUGGCUCCUGGCCUUUCUACAUUCCAUGAUGUAUUCGUUAAUGCUUUCCCGUCUUUCCUUUUGUGCAUCCCAGGAGGUUCCCUAUUUUUUUUGCGACCUCUAUCCACUCUUAGGACUCUCAUGCUCAGACACCACUGCCAUAAAGAUGGUGGCAAUGACAGAGGGUAUGUUAGAUAUUCUGGGACCCUUUAUACUCAUUGUGUUCUCCUAUGCCCGUAUCUUCGUGACUGUAAUGAAGGUCCCCUCUUCAAGCAGCAAACGCAAGGCCUUCUCCACCUGUGGUUCUCACCUGACUGCAGUUAUCUUAUUCUACGGCACUCUCUGCUGGGUUUAUUUGCUGCCAGCUUCUGAGAACAACGCAUUGGCUUCUCUCAUGUAUACUGUGGUUUCCCCAACGCUAAACCCCUUCAUCUACAGUCUGAGGAACAAUGAGAUGAAGAGUGCCUUGAAGAGAGGUGUUGGCUGGAUGCGAGUCUCCCAGAAUACCUGGAAAUAG